Molecule: messenger RNA, 960 nt
Organism: Helianthus annuus (common sunflower)
Lineage: Eukaryota; Viridiplantae; Streptophyta; Magnoliopsida; Asterales; Asteraceae
Product: extensin-like
Exons: 1
Coding region: 1-960 (319 amino acids)
Source: RefSeq, a predicted model, not a curated record
AUGGUAAGCGAUCAGAACACGGCAGCAACACCAAGUCAGGCGAUGAUAACUAGCAACGCACUGUUGGAGACGAACCCUGUCACCACCAUGCCAGCUUCACCUGCUGUAACCAGGUCUCUCGACUUGGAAUUCAAAGCUGAAGGACCACCACCGGGUUUUACAGGAACCUCCGCCCUAUCUUCUGGAACAAUGGCGGCAUACCUUUUCUCGUAUAGUUCAUUGCAGUUCCGGUCGGUGGAACCAACUACAACAAACGCCAAUGUCUUCACCCCAACAUCCACCACGAGUGCACAGACUAUACGUCAUAGCACUACGCCGGUUAUCACGUCUGCAAGCUCAAGUACUACCAUACCACAGGUGAGCACGACUCAGUAUUACCAACCCUCAGUUACAUACGCCAUGCCGCCUCUCUACUCGGCAGCACUAACGGCGGCGCUGUCCACUCCACCACAUCAACCAGUAGUCAUGCCUACAGGAAUCAUGAAUGCCCCGGUUACGCCAGGGAAUCAAGCUUACUUCCCAGGAUACUAUUACGAACCCCCAUACGGGUAUUUACCCCCAUACAACACUCCAACGUACACUCCCCAGGGGGCAGCACAAGGCUAUGCUCAGCAAUCGCCAUACGCGGCUUAUAUGCCACCUUGGUGGACUUUUCCAACAUCACAGCCGGUUUACAGUCAGACCCCGCCAACAGCGGAACCCGUGUAUGACAGAGGAAACACAUCUAGGCCUCGUUUUUCUCCAGACGAAGGCCCUAGCCCUACACUGAACAUCACCUCGGCUCAACCCCCAGUUACCCAGGGUACCAGCCAGGGUGGGGCACCUCCUCCAAUACAACCCAUCAAUGUAGAAGAAGACGAACUUACUAGACCUUACAAACCAGUGGACGCCACUUUCAAGUCCAAGUUCACCAGAAGAAUAGCGGAAGCUCCUAUUAAGGAAAAACCUAAGAUGCCUUAA